Molecule: messenger RNA, 1455 nt
Organism: Penicillium expansum
Lineage: Eukaryota; Fungi; Ascomycota; Eurotiomycetes; Eurotiales; Aspergillaceae
Product: prolyl hydroxylase family protein
Exons: 2
Coding region: 1-1455 (484 amino acids)
Biological process (GO): peptidyl-proline hydroxylation to 4-hydroxy-L-proline
Cellular component (GO): endoplasmic reticulum
Molecular function (GO): procollagen-proline 4-dioxygenase activity; L-ascorbic acid binding; iron ion binding
Source: RefSeq, a predicted model, not a curated record
AUGACCAAGUCCAAAGCAGCCAAGCGCAAGCGCAACGCACAAGUCGACCUCCCAAAAAAGCUUCCCAAGCCAGUCCCGAAUCUAACACCGCCUCCGGAUGGCGUCCCCCUCGAGUCCACACAUCUCAAUGCCGUCGUCUCGGACGAAGAACUCGACAUCACAAUCGAGACACUGGCGGCGCUUGCACAGUAUCCUAGCCUGACAAAGUCAAAAGCAUGCAAGGACCUCCGAGUGGCAGUCUAUGAUUUCCGCCAAACAUGCACUACGGGUGUCAACACUGCCGAGGGCGCCAACUUGACAGCCCGAAUAACCGGUGCAUUGGCAGACGAAAAAUACAUUGAAGCUAGGAUCUUGCUCGCGGAGAUGAGGAUUCGGGGGGAACAACCCAAAAUCGGAGCCUUGUGUCGCUGGGUACGAGAUCUGGAUGUCGUCAGCGGCCUCUCGACGCAGCCCAAGGGGCACGAUCAUGUCCCCCCGGAGCGCAGUGUGAAGGAAAUGGAAAUUCUCGGUGUGCUUGAUGCCAUCCUACGCGUCAGCACCCCGAUUGACACCAACACGAACGCUGUUGACUCAACCAAUCCCAUCGCCUUCCAGUCCAUCUGGGACCUCCGCCCCUCGACAACACCACUCCCGGUCUACGCUUCAGUCCUCGACAAAUCAAUCUUGGAAGAGGCGCCCAAGUCUCAAUCUGCCCUCCGCAUUAUCGAACAAACCCCUGGCCCACUCCGCAAACCCCCAAACCAUCAUCCCGCCAUCCUCUUUACGACCACCCCGAACGCCGUCCCACUGGCUCCGGUCGGUCCUUCCAUAACAUACCACGCACAUCCCGCUGUGCCAGGCCUUGGCCUCGUCCUCAACGUGCUAUCCGCUGAUGAGUGCAAGGCGAUCAUCGCUGCCGGUGAAUCUGUCAAUUUUCUGCCGGACGCGCCCCUUCGUGAAGAUGGGGACAUAAGCAUCCUGGCCCACAACUUUUACUGGAUCAUCGACACCACAUUCCACGACAUCCUUUGGGCGCGAAUCUCCCCGUAUGUGCCGCCCUCCAUCAACGGUCGCAUGGUCCGAGGUAUCAAUCGUCGCUUCCGUGUGUACAGGUACGUUCCCGGAGCCGAAUAUCGCUGCCACAUUGACGGAGCCUGGCCACCGUCCGGUAUUCUCCCGGAUGACACAUACGUGUAUGACUCCUCGCCCGAGGGAAAAAAGCAGAGCUCGAUGUACACCUUCCUAUUAUAUCUCAACGAUGAGUUUGAGGGCGGAGAGACAACGUUCUUCAUGCCAGCCCCGCGGGAGGGAACCCUCAAUGGCUACCCAGUGCGACCUGUAAUGGGAGCUGUUGCGAUAUUCCCACAUGGGGAGUCGAAUGGAGCCUUGCUGCAUGAAGGUACAGGGGUGAGGAAGGGAGCAAAAUAUAUUAUUCGGACUGACGUAGAGUAUGAUGUGAAGCCUUCCGAAGAGUGA